AUCGUUCCUUCACUUCCCUGUCCUCCAGGCCACCGUGCCACCACAUCAACAGAUAUGCCCCUACCCGGAGUCAACUGCUGAAGUGAACUCCUCUCCAUUUCCCGUCUGUGUGAAACAUCAUGGGGGACUCGGACGCGGUCGGGCCCCCGCUGCUGUCCCGCCGGAAAAGGGCGACGGUCGGGAGAGGCUCGAGUGUGCAGCCGGUGAACGGGAGGUCUGCGGCGGCCCGUCAGAGCCCGGUGACCGUGGGAGCUGCUGGAGCUGGUGGUGCUGGUGGUGCUAGCAUGGUGGAGGAGGCGGCCAAGAGCGAGAAGAGGAGCCGGAGGAACGACAUGAGUGAACGCCUGAGUGGCUGUCACAAGACACAGGAGUCGCUGCUGAGUUCAUCCAGUGGUUACAACAACUACAGAGGAAUCCUCAAUUGGUGUGUGGUGAUGCUGGUGCUGAGUAAUGCUCGCCUCUUCUUAGAAAACCUUUUGAGAUACGGUGUACUGGUGGACCCUAUCGAGGUGAUUGCCUUGUUUCUGAAGGACCCCCACAGCUGGCCAGCAGCGUGCCUGGUAAUUGUGUCCAACGUGUUCAUUCUGGUGGCUCUGUACACCGAGCGGCAGCUGUCGAAGAGUUCAUUCAGUGAACCUGUGGGAUUUCUGGUCCACUGCAUUAACAUGGCAGUCAUUCUAACAUUCCCCGCUGCAGUGAUCCUGCUGGUCCCCUCCGUGACCCCAGUUGGUGGCGUGUUUGCACUUGGUGUUUACACCAUUCUCCUCCUGAAGCUCUACUCCUACAAGGACGUCAACAUGUGGUGCAGAGAGUUGAGUUCUGUCAAGGCCAAGAAGCUGGUCAGGUCGAUGUCUUGUCCCACAUCACAGCAUUUCAACAGAGGUGACCAAAUGGUGUGUUAUCCUGGCAACCUCACCAUCAGAGACAUGUAUUAUUUUGUCCUUGCUCCGACUCUGUGCUACGAGCUCAACUUCCCUCGCUCUCCGAAGAUUCGCAUGGGUUUCCUCCUGAGGAGAUUGUCUGAAAUGCUGUUCUUCACCCAGAUGUUAGUUGGUCUCACGCAGCAGUGGAUGAUUCCCGUCAUUGCAAGCUCCAUGAAACCACUGGAGGACAUGGAUCUGUCCUUAAUGACUGAGAGACUCCUGCGAUUAGCUGUUCCUAAUCACCUGCUGUGGCUCAUGUUUUUCUACUGGUUCUUCCACUCGUCGAUGAACUUCACUGCCGAGCUGCUGUGCUUUGGAGACAGAGAGUUUUACAGGGACUGGUGGAACUCUGAGACUGUGACAUAUUUCUGGCAAAACUGGAACAUCCCUGUACACAAGUGGUGUCUACGCCACUUUUACAAGCCGCUGCUGAGGAGAGGAUUUAGUAAAAUGAUCAGCCAAUCAGCUGUCUUCUUCUUGUCGGCUUUCUUCCACGAGUACCUGCUGAGUGUUCCUCUCAGGAUGUUCCGACUCUGGGCCUUCAUGGGCAUGAUGGUGCAGCUUCCAUUCGCCUGGUUUGUCGGGCGCUUCCUGCGCGGUAACUACGGCAACGCUGCAGUGUGGAUGUCCCUCAUCCUCGGUCAGCCGUUUGCCGUCUUGAUGUACGUCCAUGACUAUUAUGUCAUGCAGCACAGUCAGGAGGCUGACUGAUGCACACACACACACACACACACACACACACACACACACACACACAC
Limanda limanda (common dab) is the source of this 1681-nucleotide messenger RNA. It is a transcript of the gene dgat1b, whose product is annotated as diacylglycerol O-acyltransferase 1b. Gene Ontology annotation, molecular function: diacylglycerol O-acyltransferase activity. The transcript has 17 exons. The coding region runs from base 120 to 1634 and encodes 504 amino acids. Gene Ontology annotation, biological process: triglyceride biosynthetic process. Gene Ontology annotation, cellular component: endoplasmic reticulum membrane. Lineage: Eukaryota; Metazoa; Chordata; Actinopteri; Pleuronectiformes; Pleuronectidae. The record is from RefSeq and is a predicted model, not a curated record.